Molecule: messenger RNA, 521 nt
Organism: Calidris pugnax (ruff)
Lineage: Eukaryota; Metazoa; Chordata; Aves; Charadriiformes; Scolopacidae
Gene: SMIM24
Product: small integral membrane protein 24
Exons: 4
Coding region: 168-521 (117 amino acids)
Source: RefSeq, a predicted model, not a curated record
CCGUGUUGCCAUGGCACUCGGUGGCACUUGUCCUCUUGAGCCCAAUAAAAGCCGCCCGUUGGCCCCGGGUGCAGAGAGCGGCGCCAGCACCCAGCCCCAGCAGCAGCGCGGGAGAGGAGCCCACCUGGGGGUGCAGGACCCGGUCGUGCCCCACUCCCAUCCCAAAAAUGCCGAGGGCCCCACAGCCCCUCUCGCUCCUGGUCCUGCUCGUCCUCGUCGCCACCGCCCAGGGACAGGCCGUCACCAGUUCCACGGUGCUGGAGCCCUGGCUCCUGGGCCUCACGGCUGUUGUCGUCUUCCUCUUCAUCGUCUUCGUGCUCCUGCUCAUGAACCGGCUCUGGCGGAUCAGGAUGCGCAGGCCGCUCCCCGGGCACCGCUCACCCCCUCUGUCCCCUCGCAGGAAGCGGGGCAACGGCCAGGACACCCCGGGGACUGACAGGCUGGAGCGCAUCGGCCACGUCAACCCGGCGGCCGAGGAGGAGAGCGACGACGAGGAGCGCAGGAAGGCCACCCCGCUCUGA